Messenger RNA from Carassius auratus (goldfish), 908 nucleotides. RefSeq names its product protein cornichon homolog 2-like. The transcript has 6 exons. NCBI's taxonomy places the organism in Eukaryota, Metazoa, Chordata, Actinopteri, Cypriniformes, Cyprinidae. Bases 207 to 689 code for a protein of 160 amino acids. The record is from RefSeq and is a predicted model, not a curated record. Gene Ontology annotation, biological process: vesicle-mediated transport.
ACCAAGAGGAUUCCUCUCUUAUUCUAUCCCGACUUCAUCCUAAGCUGGACCGCAAGCUUUAAGAGGAGAGACAGAAGAAGAGGGAAGUGCUUUGUAACUUCCUUGAAAAGGGUGAGAGUGUAAAGAGAGACAGAGAGAGAGAGCAGGGGAAAUUUCCCCUUCGCCCUCUCUCGACCCAGAUCACCGUCAGGCUGGCUGGCACAGCCAUGGCCUUCACCUUUGCGGCCUUUUGCUACAUGUUAACACUCGUGUUGUGUGCUGCCCUCAUCUUCUUCGUCAUCUGGCAGAUUAUUGCUUUUGAUGAGCUGCGCACAGACUUCAAAAAUCCCAUCGAUCAGAGCAACCCCACGAGAGCGAGGGAAAGAAUAUUGAACAUCGAAAGAAUCUGCAACCUCCUUCGAAGGCUGGUGGUUCCAGAGUAUUCCAUCCACGGGUUGUUCUGUCUGAUGUUCAUGUGUGCAGGGGAGUGGGUAACUCUGGGCCUUAACAUCCCCCUGCUCCUCUAUCACCUCUGGAGGUUUUUCCACCGUCCUGCAGAUGGGUCCGAGGUUAUGUAUGAUCCAGUGAGUGUGAUGAAUGCAGAUAUUCUGAAUUACUGCCAAAAGGAGUCCUGGUGCAAGCUAGGCUUCUACCUUGUGUCCUUUUUCUACUAUCUGUACAGUAUGGUGUAUGCUUUGGUCAGCUUUUAAGUGAUCAAAUGAAGGACGGACGAUUGCGAAAGAAAGGAGAAAAACGACAGAAUAAGGACCGAACUAUGUCGCGCUCUCCUCUCCCUCAUCCGCAAACCUUGUUCAGCUCCUCCUCAGAUCUCCUGGGUGGGGGUGGAUGAUGGACAGAUGUAGAAAAAGCUGAGGACAAGGAGGCAUUUAAAAGCCAUCAAUGUUAAGCUGCCUCAAUCACUGUCAUUA